This is a messenger RNA of Homalodisca vitripennis (glassy-winged sharpshooter), 844 nucleotides long. RefSeq names its product perlucin-like. The record is from RefSeq and is a predicted model, not a curated record. The transcript is spliced from 5 exons. The coding region runs from base 73 to 726 and encodes 217 amino acids. Gene Ontology annotation, molecular function: signaling receptor activity. NCBI's taxonomy places the organism in Eukaryota, Metazoa, Arthropoda, Insecta, Hemiptera, Cicadellidae.
CCGGGAUAUAAAUGAAAGCCUCAAGAUAACCUCUUCAGUUCGCUUGGCCUCAGUCUCAUAGAUUGCGCGACCAUGAGACCAUCCCAAAUCUUAGUGUGCUUGAUACACUUUUGUAUAAUGGCACACAUCCUAGGUCAAAAUACAACAUUGGUGUUAUCCAUGCUACAAUGCUUGACACAGAACGACUGCCCUGAUGUUCUGACGUGUAUAGACAUGAAGUGUGUGGACCCCUGUCCUGGGCCCUGUGCUCAAAACUCCUCCUGCAGGGUGCACAAACACGUACCCUUCUGCUCAUGCUCUCCGGGACAGAUUUAUCCUGCGGGAAGUUGGCCACCAUUCCCAGGAGCAAAAAAGCGUUAUCAAGUGGAAACCGUUAAGGCAAACUGGUACGGUGCUAUGGUUCAUUGUAUGAAUCACAACGGAAGGCUUGCAACCAUCUCGAGUUUCGAGGAGAGCGAGAUAGUCAAAGCGGAGAUCAACAAGUCGGGGCAGAAGCCUCAGUUCUGGACGUCAGGAAUGAACUACCCCCUGACCGAAACAUGGACAUGGAUGAGCACAGGGCAACAGGUAACCUUCACAGACUGGACUCCUGGACAGCCUAGCAACUGGUUAAAUCUGCACGCGGGAGAACACUGCUUGGAGCUCUGGGAGCCGGGUCACUACCGCUGGAAUGACAAGAACUGCUUGGAUAUCUUACAUUUCAUUUGUGAAUAUUACGAUUUAUAGUGUGUCUGUAGGUUGCAUUUUAUACCACCACACAGAAAUGGUAGUGCCACAUUUUUAUCAAUGGUUCUAUCAGAAAUGUUAAUUUUAAGUAAAAAUUAAAAAAAAUAUUACAAAUUUA